This is a messenger RNA of Bursaphelenchus xylophilus (pine wood nematode), 3495 nucleotides long. The record is from the annotation of a GenBank genome assembly. NCBI's taxonomy places the organism in Eukaryota, Metazoa, Nematoda, Chromadorea, Rhabditida, Aphelenchoididae.
AUGCCUUCGAUACGCUCUUGGGCGAGUCGUAUCUCGGCAUUGGUACCGUCUUGCAGACGGCGGGAGUUCGAUCCUUCUGAUCAUUCCAGACAACCCCAGUCUAGAUCUGAAAAACAGAAGUUGCCUGAGGUCAAGAAUCAGAUUGUGGUGAGAUCCGAAGACGAAAAGAGGAAUUCCGAUGCCAAAUCUGUAGUCGACGAAGUUGAUGAAGAGAUCGAAGCCCUGUCGCCUUCCGCGAGCAUCAUCGAGAACCUGGCAGUGGAAUUGUUCCCUAUUCAUCAGACAGUGAGUGAACUUGUAGAUAUUAAUCAUGAAAAAUAAAGAUUGCGAAGCUCUUUUAAAUUGGGUUUAAGAGCUGACCUUUUCAAUAAUACGACUCAAACUGCAAGAAAUCUUUUUCAGACAAGCGAGAAAGAGGAGGACCAUGAGAAGAUACCGGAGGUGUUGGUAAGUGGUGCCAGACGGGAUAUCUGCACGUCAAGGAGGAUUAGGACUGAAGAUGAGGUCGAGAAGCAUCGAAAAGGAGCGGGAAUUGAGAGAAGGGAAGGGACGGAGUAAUUGGGCAGGUGUAGAUGUAAAGCCAAAUCCGCAAGAGAGCAAUAGAAAAAGGUGUGUGACCGGGCCCGGCUUAUAGACAGGGAGGGGGAAGAUUCGGCGAGAAGUAAGAAGAGUCAGGAAUUAUUCCAAAACAUUUUCCCAACCCGAUUCGAUGCGAUACAGUAGUCAAGAGGGGGACGGUGCCCGAGGGCCGAUCUUGUAUUCCCGAGAGCUUCCCAUGUACAGGGUAAGUCGAGGGGGGACCAAUUAGUGCUAAUUAGGUAUGGCCACUCUAAUUUCUUCUCUCUUGCCGCGGAUUUAAGCCCUCAGGCACACGGACAUUUAAAGGCGUGGUCCUACCAGGUGAAGGUCUCGUUACGUCACAGAUGACACCCCGAUUAAGCGGAUCGGCCGGAUUCAAAAGGGAUGCCUUCGGCUUUUUUCAUCAGUCGGGCCUCUUGAAACUAUUUUCUAAUUGAUUCAGGUCUACGCAAGCACUCCUCAGUGUAACUCCCGCGACUCCAGUCCAGUCCGAGAAGCCAUUCCGCCUCCAGUUGAAACUGAGCCAGUCGAACCAGAUUCUGGGUUCAACUCUUCGACUACGGGAAAAGAAUCAGAAGCCAGCACGGAGACGCUUCAGAACUCCCACAUGCCGCCAAUCGAGGCCAGUGCCGUUAAUUCGGUUAACAGAAACGGGCAGGUAAGAGGUUUGGUGUGUUAUAUCUCAUGUUUCGAAAUUAUACUAAAUGGUGAUAAUAGUUUCGCACAAAACAUCAAUUGCUUUUAGUAUUAGGUUGUUUCAGGCAACAAUUUAUUAACUAUAAUUUAAAAUUUACUUGAAUUGAAUAAUAACAGUAAUGAGACUGAUAAGAGAUUUUAAUUGCGACUUAUUUAUAAAUCCUUUGGCUACAAUCGUCUUUGCCUCAUUUUUUCCCAUCAUUUACGUUGUUAUGUCGAUUAUAGAUGUCCAUUUUUAAUUUUUUAUCGAGCCUUAUGGCUUGAUGGCAUUUUGCCCGUUUUAAAGCGGAUAAUUUUAUUACAUUGAGAUCCAUGUAAAAAGUAAUAAUCUGAAGCGAUGAGGAUUUCCUGUGUCUCAGCGGGCUUAAGACUUUUCCAUUCCAGUUACGAAACUCGACCAGCAGUCCGCCCGGAGGGUAUCAGCGUCAGAAAUCCAAUUCCUCAGACGCCGAGAGACGACGCCAGCGCCGACUCCAGAUGCCGCUGAUGUACAGAAUGUAUGAGAGUCAGGUAAUUAUCGCAUGAUUGUUAUUAGUGUUAGUUGUUAUGUACUUCUCCGGCACGUUUUUGUGUCGUGCUUUGUUUAUUAGAAGUAAUUGAUGAUAUUUAUAGAGUGAAGAUGUUCGGGGAACAGUCCGGGGACCAGAUGAUGACUCUUUCAGACCAGAGGAAGCCAGUAAGCGCCUUAGGGCAGCGCUGGGUGGUGGACUCCGUAAGUGGAGAAUCUCUUUUCUCUUAUAUUAAUAUAGCUGCAGAGGCUGAUGACAAAGCGAUCAUGCAAGUCCUUCUUUCUCACACCAACUUCCAACGACAGAAAAUUGUGGCCGCUUAUGAGGGGAUGUACAAUAGAGUGAGUUUUUUAUACUAACCUUAUAUAUAAUUUAUAUUUUAAUUUAGAAACUCUCUGAUGAUAUUGAAGAAGAGGUUGGCGGUUUCUUCCUGGACGCUACCUUAGCUCUUCUGCAGCCAGCCCACGUUUAUUCGGCUCGUAUUUUGCACAAUUCUUUGUCCAUUCGUUCCGUUAAUCGAUCUAUUGCUGUAGAGAUUGCGUUGACCAGUUCUUCCUCGGUGAGUUUGAUGUAAAGAACAUGUGGAAUUACGUUAUUCAUGGUUAUACUUGCAUAUUUUUAUGAAAUCUCUUCAAUUACCGUGUAUUCACGGUCUUUUCUGAUCCUUUGUUAGUUGCCAUUUACAUUUGACCGAUGGUCUCUUCAAAAUAACUGUAUUUCUUUUAACAGUAGUCUAAUUGUAAACAGUAUUUUCAGCAAUUAAAGGUGAUCAAAGAUGCAUAUUUUAAUGAAUAUCAUGUGAGUCUGGAGAAGGAUCUGGGUCUCAAAGUGGAAGGUCUGUUCGGGAAGAUGUUGCAAUUGAUCUUGUUGAGAAAAAACGAUCCCUCGGACGACGUGGACAUUGAGCUGGCUGACAGUAUGAUUGCCGAGAUAACCAAGGUAAGAGAGACGACAUCCAGGGUCUCCAGAUUAAGUUUUCUAAUCCCGAUUCUCUCUUUUGGUUAUUCACGUAUUUUGUAUCCUCAGGGGGUUUCUUUCACCUAAUCCAUGUUCCAAAAAGAGAAGGUAAUCCAAUAGCAAGAAUUAGUGGGUGCCCAGACAUCUUCUCACUUGUAUAAUAUACAUAUUAUCCUGUUCUUUAGAACGAGCAUGGAGUCGAGGAAAUCGGGCGAAAUCUGGAUUUAUUUGCCCGGGUCUUCGCUAACCAGGGCCUUAAUCAGAUCCGAUGUUUCGUCGACAGAUUCGACGCCAAAAUGAACAGUGCACAUCAGAGUACGGAGACCAUAUCAGAGGCAAGCAAGGCCAAGGACUUUGAGUCCAUCCUCAGAAAGAGUGUCAACAUUCAUUCAGAAGUACGACAGAUGAUGUUGAUGUACUCCAAGAUCGCCCGAAACAUGCAAUUGUACUUUGCCGAGAGAAUACAUGAGGCCAUCUCGGGAACACGGCCUGAUCACUCAGCCAUUAUUAGAAUCCUCGUGACUCGCAGUGAAGUGAGUGACGUCAAUUGUAAUACUAUAUAACAUGAAUAAUCUUUUUAUUACCGUUCCUUUUUGUGUUGUAGAUUGACCUCCACGAUAUUUGCGAUGAAUACAAAAAGAAAUACGGUAGACACGUGGUACUGGACCUGCAACAGACCUGCAGCGGCGACUUCCUCCGACUUUUGAACCUCCUGGUAGUUCCAAUGGAGCAUAACGACGACGUGUUCUCCUAA